Messenger RNA from Purpureocillium takamizusanense, 1699 nucleotides. RefSeq lists its product as uncharacterized. The transcript has a single exon. Lineage: Eukaryota; Fungi; Ascomycota; Sordariomycetes; Hypocreales; Ophiocordycipitaceae. The record is from RefSeq and is a predicted model, not a curated record. Gene Ontology annotation, biological process: cilium assembly. The coding region runs from base 739 to 1536 and encodes 265 amino acids.
CCGUCGCCCGACCGCCCACCCGCCGCUGUCCUCCGCCUCCACAACCAAAGGCAACCUGCUAGUAGUUAAGGUCAUGCUUGCUUUUCGCUUUGUUGGCUAGCUGCCGCCGAGCGAGCACAACGCCGGCCCGCCCGACAGCCCAGCCCCGGCCAGACAUGCAGUGACAGCGGGCUGUGCCAAAGUCAGGUCCGUCGUAGCAGUCGCAGCUGUCGGCCAUGUCAGCGCUCGGGCGGCAUGACUCGGCCUUCGCUGUGCCGCCGGGGGGGCAUGGCAUCCAUGAUGGCUGCUUGUGCGUUGUGCUCUCUGCCUUGCCUUGCCCUGCCCUGCCCUGCUCCGAUCUGCUGUGCUCCGUUGGCCCAUCGUCAAACCGCACGACAUCCGUCUAUCCCGACACCCAGCUUCGGCUUCUGCCAGAUCUGACGUGUUCCGUGUCCGUUUGUUCGGUACAUUGCCGUACCCGAUAAGCUGCCGUCGUAGUCGCCAUCGCCACCUGCGACCGCAUCGACCGCCCGCACUGACCGCUGUCGCGCGCCCGCUGUUAUCAAUCCGCGUCCGUCCACCGCACAUCCCUGACAACUUCGUACCGGGCUGAACUGCUGCACGUUGGACCUGCCGCCUGACGACGGACAGCUAGCUGUCUCGACGCCCGACCGACCCGCCGAAAAGACAUCCCGCCCACAGCCCGUGUCGCCCGCCAUCUGUCGUGCCAGACCUGCGCCCGUAGAAGCUCAUACAGCCAUGGACGUCUCUAGACUGACCACGCGGGACAUCAACGUCCUCGAAAAGAUCAAGGACCCCGAGGCGAACCCCGCCGCCGGCAUCGUCACCGACCCCUCCUUGCCCCGCGACCCGCAUCUCACCAACUCCGACGUCUAUGACCGCGUCGUCCAGAGGGAGCGCGCCAUCAUCCAGACCAUUCAACAAGUCGAAAAGGAACUUGCCCAGUCUCACGCCGAGGACGCCCAGGAUACGGCCAUCAGUGGGUACAAGAGGUGCAUUUCCGAUCUAGACGGCCUCAUCGCCGACCACCCCGACUAUGCCAGCGCAAGGAACAACCGCGCCCAGGCAAUCCGCCGCCUCUACGGCGAUGCUAUGCUCCUCCAGUUCACAACCGGCAUGCCCAUGCCCUUGAUCCACGAGCCGGAGCCCUCGGAGAAGAGACAAGCGGCCUUGACAGCGCUUCAAGAUAUGGACCGCUCCGUUGCCCUGCUCUCUCCCGCCACGCUGCAGACGCCUGUCUCGCCCCAGGCGGCGCGGACGCUCUCCAUGGCACACACGCAGCGCGCCGCAGUCUAUCUGCGGACCUCCAAGCUGCUGUCGGACCGCCUGCUUGACGUCGACCAGAGCCGCCCCGAGUGCCUCUGGGCUAAGCUCGACUUCGAGGAGGCUGCUGCCAGAGACUUGGCGUACGGCGGCCGGUACGGGAACCAGAUCGCCAAGAGCCUUGCCGUGAGCGUCAACCCCACGGCGAAGCUGUGCGGCCAGAUUGUUCGCGAGGCCAUGAAGAAGGAGUACGGACCGUCGUUUGACUAUUGAUUCGUAGCUCUGGCGGCGUCGUACGGGGCGAUGGGUGGAGGUGAUAUCAUGGGUGCAUGUACAACCAGAGGCAUAACCAGGCUGCCUACAUUCGCAUUUUCCUGCUGGUAGAUAGACUAUACACCGGCGCAGGGCGUUCUCAGGGCUGAAAGCUGAUUUAACU